AUGUCGUCGAAACCGCCUCAUGCAUCCUUAUUCCAGGUUUACCUACGGCUCAGGCCUCCGAUGAACCCUCGAAACGACGAGAGUGAACGCUUCUUGACCGUCGAAACUCCACAGGCUUCACAGGAGGAGGAAGAGACACCCGUGCCUGCUCCAACUCAUAUCACGCUUCAACCGCCCAAUGACACGCGGAAACGUGCAAUUGAGAAAUUUGGCUUUACCAAAGUCUUUGAGGAACAUGCCAGCCAGUUGGAUGUCUUUCAAGAUACGGGAAUGGAAUCGAUCGUCCGGGGAGUGCUGCGUGAAGGUCGCGAUGGCCUGGUCGCUACUUUGGGGGUUACUGGUAGUGGAAAAAGUCACACAAUUCUCGGUUCAAAGUCCGAGCGCGGGAUGACACAGAUGGCCCUCGACGUCAUUUUUCAAUCCAUAGAGACCGCAAGAAAGAGCGACAACUUUGAAAUAAGUCCCAUGAUACUUGCCUCGCUGACUGCAUCCGACCACUCUGAAUCUCAACUUUUUUCGGCCCAAUCCUUUCUGGACGCUGUUUAUGGCGAUCACAACCCAGGUCGUAGCUCAAGAGCUCCAACACCAAUGAGUCCAUCUCGUGCAAACACGCCAUCAACGGAGCCUACACCUGCACUGAUAUUCCCACGCCGCCAGCCGCGUGAGCGUGCACUCACAAGCCCACGACUCCCCAUUGUCAGCCAUCUCGCCAUGGACUUGAGCUCCAACGCAGAAUAUGUCGUGCUGGUGUCCAUGUAUGAAGUCUACAACGACCGUAUCUUUGACCUGCUGUCCCCGUCGUUUGUGAGCAGUCAAGGCAAUGCCAUGUCUCGAGGAAACGCUCAGAAGGACCGACGUCGCCCAUUACUCUUCAAACCAACUGAGGGAUCACCGGACAGAAAACUGGUCGCGGGUCUCCGCAAGAUUGCCUGCAGUAGCUAUGAAGAUGCCUUGGCCAUUCUCGAUGUUGGAUUAACCGAGCGCAAGGUCACGGGCACUGGAGCGAACAGCGUCAGCUCAAGAAGCCAUGGCUUCUUCUGCCUAGAGGUCAAGAAGAUGGCCUCCAAACGCAACGGAGAGAUGACUUGGUCAGGAAAUACUCUAACCGUGGUCGAUCUAGCAGGCUCCGAGCGAGCCAGAACCGCAAAGACGGCCGGGGCAACACUUGCUGAGGCUGGUAAAAUCAACGAGAGUUUGAUGUAUUUGGGGCAGUGUCUGCAGAUGCAGAGCAACCUUCAGGAUGGCGUGAAGACGGCCCUUGUUCCUUAUCGGCAAUGCAAACUCACAGAGCUUUUGUUUUCCAACUCGUUCCCCUCAUCAAAUCAAAUGUCUCGGGGGCAAUAUCCGCAAAAGGCGAUUAUGAUAGUCACUGCUGAUCCUCUGGGUGAUUACAACGCUACUUCUCAGAUCUUACGCUAUUCCGCCCUCGCCAGGGAGGUCACUGUGCCACGCGUUCCGUCGCUGGCGGGAUCAAUCGCGUCAGUGCCUUCUGAACGAGGACGAUCGAUCAGUGGCCGUAUUUCACCAAGUGAUGGGUUAACAGAGGAACUUGAACGUGCCUUCGCGGAGAUUGCCAGGCUCACCAAAGACUGUCACAACUUUGCGAUUCGGUUAGCGGAAGAAGAAAUUGCCCGCUCGGAGGCUGAGCACAGGUUACAAGCCGCCGAGGAUCGAUGCGUGAUGAUUGAACAGGAAGUGCGCGAGGAGUGUUGGGCCGAUAUGGAGGAGCAGGUGGAAGCAGAGAGAAGACGUUGGCAAGCAGCAUGGGAUGAACAAAUUGGUCGACACGAUGACCUUGUCGACAAGAAAAUUGAGCUCGUUUCACGCGGGUUCGAUAUCUACGAAGACCCUCAGUCCACGACCCAUGAGAGAAUCGAAGAACUCGAGAGCGAGAAUGUGCAGCUUCGUCGCCGCUUGGCGACUCUUGAGCGCGAGAUGUCCUCGCAGUCUCCCACUCGCAAGCCACGCACAAAGCAACUCCCGGCAUCCCCGAAAGGGCUGAGCAAUGGGUUAGGACGCGCUAGUGAGAUUGAAAACGCCAUGCAGCGUGUCAACCAGCUCAACAUCACAGACGCCAUGUUCUCUCAGCCCUCUCCAAUGCCCAAGUUGGCCUCGCCGGGAAAAAAGCUCAGAAAGGUUUCCACGCGCAAGUGGGAUCUCGCCCCGGAAAAUGAGCUUUAG
Molecule: messenger RNA, 2181 nt
Organism: Penicillium oxalicum
Lineage: Eukaryota; Fungi; Ascomycota; Eurotiomycetes; Eurotiales; Aspergillaceae
Exons: 6
Coding region: 1-2181 (726 amino acids)
Biological process (GO): microtubule-based movement
Cellular component (GO): nucleus; kinesin complex; microtubule
Molecular function (GO): microtubule binding; ATP binding; ATP hydrolysis activity
Source: RefSeq, a predicted model, not a curated record